Messenger RNA from Drosophila albomicans, 1857 nucleotides. RefSeq lists its product as uncharacterized. The record is from RefSeq and is a predicted model, not a curated record. Bases 19 to 1743 code for a protein of 574 amino acids. Gene Ontology annotation, molecular function: protein binding. The transcript has 9 exons. Lineage: Eukaryota; Metazoa; Arthropoda; Insecta; Diptera; Drosophilidae.
AAAAAAAUAUAUCGAAACAUGACGUCGAUUUUCGGACAAACAAUUGUCCCAAAAGCGGGAGUUGAAGAAGCUCUUCCUGUAUGGAUGAAAAUAGAUUGGCGUCCAGAGAUAGAAAAGGGAAUUUACAUUGAUUGGGGAAAGUAUUACUCACGAAGAGGCAGGGUAAACCAUGCUUUGACGUAUCUUAAUAAAGCUUCUGAGCUUGCACCAGAGGACGUUAUGAUAUUAUACAAUCGUAGUAAAAAUCUGCGUAGAAUUGGUAAAACCCAUUCUGCUUUGGAGAAUUGCAAGGCAGCACGAAAAAUUUUAAAAUCAUCAUUGGGACCUCAAAGCUAUCCAGUUAAUCUGGAAACUUGUGAUGCGCUAUACGAAUUAAAUCGCUUUGAAGAUGCUAAGGCCGAAGCGCACAAUAGCGCAAAUCUCUUUUCGAGUAACAAGACACAAGCUUUUGAAGAUCGAUUACUUGUGAUUGACGAAAAUAUACGUGAUUGUUGUGGCGAUGGACUAACCCCAUUUAUUUUGAAGAACCAAAAUAUCAUUACACAUGUACAAGAUCUUGAAAAUAAUAAAAUGAAGAUUGACGAGCGUCCACUUUGGAAGAUAUUGAAAGAAGAAGGCAAAUGCGAUGUUUUGAGCAUUCCGGAGAUUAAAAGUCAACAAUUGUCUCCUCGCGAAAUCGCAAGAAGGCGCCGAGCUUACGAUAUUUGUAAUCAAUAUUACCUAGACAAAUCUUGGAAGGACGUACUUUUCCUAGAAAAAUUAAGAACAAACCCAAAUGUGCUAAUGCCACAAUGCAGAAACUCGCAUAAAUUUCUGGAGUCAUUGAUCAAACAGCAAUAUAAAAUCGUACAAAAAUUCGCGAAAAUGAUACAUUCCCGCUCUCCGAUGUACUAUAUGCGCUAUAACAAGCAUGCAGACAAAACCCUCUCGGACAAAUUCAUGGAAGACCAAUUAUCCCGCAUACAGUACCAAACUCGACGAAAUAUGGUUGCAGUCUUAAGAACCAUUAGACGUCUUCGUGAAGAACAAAAUAUAUCGAAACUUUCAAAGUAUGUUGAGGAGGUUAUGGGAGAAUAUGUAGUUUUGAAAACUUUUAGAAUAAUGCCGUGGAAAUUUGAAUUUAUCAACGAAGUAUAUAAUACUUUGGCACUAGCUCUGGCCGAACAAUAUUAUGUUCCAAGAAAAUUUAAAUUCAAUGAGAAGAAAGCUUUCCACCAUCUGCUUCACCUUGAGACCGAUAAGAUAAAGGAUACCCCACAAUUUGUGUUCGGAGACCGUUCCACAUAUCAAGAUACAGAUGCAAUGGAUCUAAGUAGUAUAAAAUCAAGGAGGCAAAUUUCAAAUCUUGAAAAUCGUAUGAUAUUCGCAAAAUACUCGAUUGAAAAAUGCUAUUUACUCCAUCAAAUAGCUAAUAUUCAUCUUGACUCCAAUCGUUAUGAGGAAUGCGGCUUUAUCGCUCGUAAGGCAAUUGAAGAAUCAAAAAAUUGUAAUAGCUUACUUUGGAGUUUUCUCUGCACAAUUUUGAUUGUUAAAUCGAAUGCAUCUCUUAACAAAUUUGAGCGUGCAAAGGAAGCUUUGAGGAAUGCUAUGCAAAUUGCUAUUGAUCUGGAUUGCCAUAACCUUACAGAAUUUGUGGAAAUGAGUUUUUCAUGUCUUGAGCGAAUUUCCAUCAAGGGAAGUUUAAGCAACCCUUCUAGUCAUCGGGAAAGCAAAUCAUCAGGUGGUAGCACUAACAGCAUGUAAACUUUGCCUAACCCUUUCUCUUUCCUUUGAACUCGAUUUAAAAAUAUCAAAAUUUAUUGUGUUUUUAUUUAAAUUUUUCGUGUAAAUAUAUAAUUUUAUAUAAAAGACUGCAUA